This is a messenger RNA of Letharia lupina, 576 nucleotides long. RefSeq lists its product as uncharacterized. The record is from RefSeq and is a predicted model, not a curated record. The coding region runs from base 1 to 576 and encodes 191 amino acids. Lineage: Eukaryota; Fungi; Ascomycota; Lecanoromycetes; Lecanorales; Parmeliaceae. Gene Ontology annotation, cellular component: mitochondrion. The transcript has a single exon.
AUGGCACUCCUCCAGCGCCCACCCCUACCGCCAAUGUCCAGCCCAGAAACCCCACGACCCCCCUCCUCCUCCACCCGCACGCGCAACCAACUCAACAUCUUCCUAACCGGCGCCGCCCUCCUCACCCUCUCCUCGCUCCUGACACGUCGCUCCCUCCACCUCCGCCGACGAUCCAUCAUCCCCCGCUUCUACCACCCCUCCAACCAACACCCGUCUUUGAAGAUCGACGGCCGGUUGGAAGCCUACCAAGCGCUCGGGAUUGCAACGGUCAAUGUUGCGAGUUUUUUCACCAUGGCGGGAGGGGGUUUGCUGUGGGCGUUUGAUAUCGGCAGCGUGGAGGAUAUCGGGAGGAGGGUUGGGGGCGGGAGGGGAGGAGGUGGGAAAUGGAGGGGGAGGGGAGAGAGGGGGGAGGAUGAGGAGGAGUUUGAGAAGUGGGUUGCUUCGUUGACGGGGAGGCAGACGGCGGAGGAGAGGAGGUGGAGUGCUCGAGGACCUGAGGAGGAGGAGCGGGCGAGGGAGGAGGGGUAUGCGGUGGUGGAGCCGCGGGGUAUGAAUGAGAGGGGAAAGCCAAGAUGA